Molecule: messenger RNA, 3119 nt
Organism: Gymnodraco acuticeps
Lineage: Eukaryota; Metazoa; Chordata; Actinopteri; Perciformes; Bathydraconidae
Product: cleft lip and palate transmembrane protein 1-like protein
Cellular component (GO): endomembrane system; membrane
Source: RefSeq, a predicted model, not a curated record
UGCACCGCGGUGACAGGCACCGGCUGCCGAAGAUCGUCUCUGGUGAAGACAAUCACUGAUGCUGAAAAAGGAUCUGUAUUAGCUGCUGCCAUGUUUCCAUCGUGUCAGUCCAAGGCUCCCGCCGGGGACAGCGGCGACUCCUCCACCAAGAGGAGCUCCAUCGCUAAGAUGCUGCUCGGGGUCUUCGUGGUGUACAUGCUGCACACCGCCUGGCUGCUGUACGGCUUCCUCAACACCAAGCCCUGCGAUAGAAGCAAAGGAGAGCUCUGCAUCUCCUCCUACCUGACAGCAAGACCCAGGCUUCAGCUGAGUGUCUUCACCUGCCUCGUGCCAGACAACAGCCAACUCAACCUGGCUGUAAGAAUAGACCAAUUUGACCCACACUCUUCAUUUGAGAGGGAAGUGAAUGUCUCCCUGCCAGAGCAAACUCGGGAUAAUGGCACUCUGUUUGCAGUCGUGUAUAUUCACAAAGCUGGUGUUUCACCUCUGGAGGACGGCAGAGAAGUGCACUAUGCAGCUCAGCUCACCACCUACAUCGCCCCCCCCCAUACAGAGGGACAAAGAGACACGCACAAGAGGGCGAGUCCCAGGUCAGAAAAUCCCGUAUCCCACUGGAGACCUCACCUGUCAGUCACUAUGAUGUCAGAGGACUUCACCUUCAACAAGGCGGGGCUUCCCAGUGAUGUGCGGCGCUACAUGAGAGUCUCUCAGGAAGGCCGACAGAUGAUCUACCUCCCUCUGCUGCUGGUGAACGAGAUCAGCUUCAGAGUCAGAGACCUCGUGGAGAUCAGCAGCAGCACUAUCCGGCUGCCUCUGACUGUGUCCUACGAGGGCAUCUCUUUGAGGGGGUUCAGGUUCUGGGUGCAUCUGCAGGACAUCGUUUAUUCUCUGCGACAGUUUGGCUUCACAGAGGAGAACGUGGAUGAGAUUAAAGAGACUUUGGUGGGCUCCAACCUCUACCUGUUAGUGUUGACUGCACUCAUCACAGCUCUGCAACUCAUAUGUGAGUUCUUGGCUCUUAAAAAUGACUUCUGCUCAUGGAGAAAAAAGAAGACCAUGGCGGGAAUGUCCAGGAAAUCAGUUCUGUGGCGUAGUCUGAGCACUUUGCUGAUUUUCCUCCAUCUGCUAGAGGAGACAAGUCUGCUGGUGCUGCUGCCUGUUGGACUGGGAGCAUUUUUGGAGGUAUGGAAGUUGUUUACAGUAUAUAAGGUCCAGUUUCAAUGGAGAUGCUCCAAGCUCCAUGUCAUUAAGCUGGACGAAGAAGAGAGAAAGACAGUGGAGUAUGACAAGCAGGCGUCAAGAUACUUGUCCUACUUGGUCUAUCCUCUGUGCAUCAGCGGAGCUAUUUUCUCCCUGGCCUACUUACGCCAAAAGAGUUACUAUUCCUGGCUGGUCAACAGCCUGGUGACUGGAGUGUAUGCCUUUGGCUUCCUGUCCAUGGCCCCACAGCUGUUCAUUAACCACAAGUUGAAGUCUGUGAGCCACCUGCAGGGGACAGUGUUGAUGUACAGAGGAGUGAACACGCUGAUCUCAGACCUGUGCUCCUGUGCCACCUUUUUCUCCUCUUCUGGAUCCUUCUCUUCCUCUCAUCAACUUUCCUGCUUCAGAGAUGAGCUCUUGUUCUUCCUCUACCUCUACCAGCGAAGGCGUUUCGCACUGAGGGCACGGAGGCGAGAGUCUGGGACUCACAGCAAGAAAGUAAAGACUCAAUGAAAAAGAACAUUCCUCUCCUACCCUUUGUUCCGAAAUGAAUGCACAAACACACACAAACUGAUCUUCCAAACAAAUAUGAAGAUGUAAAAUGGAGACUCAGGCAGGAGACCUGGCCGUGUGCACCAUAGCAGAUGAAACUGAUCCAAGAUGAGCCGUUUGCCGACCAACUCUUCACUUCUGUACACUUAUGGUGCUGCAAAAAGGAAUUUCCCCCUUUACUGCUACAGUGAUUCAACACAUCUAUCUACAGACUGAUGCACGCUUUGCAAGAAGAAUAUCAAAGGCAUCAUAUCACCAGUUAGAAUUUGUGUUUGCACAUUGUUUUGUACACAUGGGGCGGGGGUCAAGAAGGUGUGGUACAUUGUGAAGGAUGUAGCCUUCAGACUCCACAUAAUCGUUUGCUUGCUUGACUGCAUUUCAACUUUAGGACUUGACCCAACAUGACUUUCAUAAAGCUGUCUGAAAAGUUUGAACCAUGAUUCUUUAAAUUCACUUUUAAACAUGCCGUUGUUACCUAAUAGAAGCUUGGAAAGCCUCUUAACAAAGGCAUAGAGUGCUGUAUGAAGCCUUGUAUAAACUGAAACAACCCAAAACAGCCCUUCUUUUUAGGGUUGCACCAUUACCACCAUGAUUUAAAUAAUUCUGCACGUUUCACCCAUCUCAGCAAAACAUAUCUGGUUUCUUUGGAAACUUAUUUGGAAUUUAAAAGAGAGUGUCCUGUAGUUUGAACAUUGCAUGAAUAUGCAGCAGAAGAUCGUAAUGAUGAACAUGAGGGUCCUUCAACAAUGACCACUAAUGAGAAAAUCAGCAACAUAAUGCAGUUUUCCUUCUUCAUCCAGUGUAGGGUACAUGCUAGCUGUUAGAUUUAAUAUUAGUCUUGUAUGUUUUAUUUUAGUAAAGCUCCCCUUCAUGUAUUACAUAUUUAGUUAGUAGAACUGUCAGUGUACUGUACAAGUAUUUUAUAAAGCCUUGCAAUGCUAACAUAUAAAAAGAGACUACACUUUUAUCUACAAGUACUCUGAUGGCAUGUGUCUAAGAAAUCCCUGCAAUGCAUUUUGACUCACAACAUACAAUAUAGCUGCUUAAUCAAAGUUUGUAGUUUCACUCAGCACACAAACGCAUCACAUAGUAUUGAACAACAUGUUCAUACAUGCCACAUUUUAAAUGAACCAUUUUAUCAAGCUGUUUGUUGUGUUUGUAUUAUGCUGAUCUAAUUACUGCUUCUUUGCUUACUGAACUGCUUGAGCUGAAGAAUCUUUUACAAACCUUGAUUGAAGUUAUUUUAUUUAUUAUUGUUUCGGCAAUGCAACCUGCUUGUUAAUUGUUUAUCAUGUUUUUUUACAAAUUCAAUAAAAAUGAAACUUGCUUUAAGGUUCAUGCAAAUAGAAAUAAAAAUGGUGGGUGGA